Messenger RNA from Hylaeus anthracinus, 4431 nucleotides. RefSeq names its product tyrosine-protein kinase Src64B (gene Src64B). Gene Ontology annotation, molecular function: non-membrane spanning protein tyrosine kinase activity; signaling receptor binding; ATP binding. Gene Ontology annotation, cellular component: extrinsic component of cytoplasmic side of plasma membrane. Gene Ontology annotation, biological process: protein phosphorylation; innate immune response; cell surface receptor protein tyrosine kinase signaling pathway. The record is from RefSeq and is a predicted model, not a curated record. The transcript has 7 exons. Lineage: Eukaryota; Metazoa; Arthropoda; Insecta; Hymenoptera; Colletidae. Bases 461 to 2086 code for a protein of 541 amino acids.
AGGGAAGGGAGGUUGGUAGAAAUGGCGGUGGCUGGUAGUGGGGAGGAAGUCGGUAGCGGUAGUAUCGCGGCGGCCUGCGCAAGAGCAGCCUGCCAGGUAGAUUUUCCAAUAAUGAACAACCCGUGGUAACUGUCAGUCUGCUCGUGGUGCAUUUCGUCGACUCUUGCUGCGCACAGUGUGUUCCGGCGUGUGUUAAAAUGUGCUGUACGAGUAAUUAGAUAUCUCACCGAGCGCGGAUUACUCGAAGAGCGACGGGGAUCCUGCUGUAGAACAGGUGCACGGCAUCGAUAAACACGCGAUGGAGAGAAGAAAGUGAUCCAAAAAAUUGAAACGGAAGCCUGCGGCCGUUCGACCUCGAGAUGUUCGCGGGAUGGAGACUUUCCUCGGGGUCUGCAUCGCUGUAGACGGCGUAUAGAGUCAGGAUCCGUUUGACGAACAUCGAGCUACCGGGGGAACCAAGAUGGGCAAGUGCUGCAGCAAGCGGCAGGAGCCGCAACCCCUUGGUUAUAAAAAAGCAGACACAGGACUGAGCUCGAAGCACAGCAAUGGAGGUUCCUUGGAUCGGUACACCGCUGACCCGAAUCAGAGGGGUGUACAAGCGAGGGCUGACAUCAUACGUCCCAGGCCAACACCUUGUAAGCUACAGAUUCCGCAUCAACCCCGUAAAACAAGCUCGCCUGUCGUUAUGCCUGCAUCGCAUUCGCAGAGGUCGAAUAAAAUCGUGGUGGCGCUGUACAACUAUACCGCUCGCGAGAGCACCGACGUCAGCUUCGUGAAGGGCGACCGAAUGGAGGUAUUAGACGACACCGAGCCCGACUGGUGGAAAGUUUUGCACUUGACAACCCUGCAAGAGGGUCUCAUUCCUUGGAACUUCGUCGCCGUCGAGCGUUCCGUCGAGAGCGAAGAUUGGUUCUUCGAGAACGUCUCGCGCAAAGAGGCUGGAAAGCUCCUCCUGGUGGACGAGAACCCGCGUGGAACGUUCCUGGUGAGACCCAGCGAGCACAAUCCCAGAGGCUACAGCUUGUCCGUCAAGGACUGGGAGGAAGGAAGGGGCCAUCACGUUAAACAUUAUAAAAUUAAACCGCUGGACAAUGGAGGUUUCUUCAUCGCCACCAACCAGACAUUUCCCACUUUGCCUGCGCUUGUUAUGGCGUACAGUAAGAACGCGCUGGGUCUCUGUCACGUGCUCUCGAAACCGUGCCCGAAACCGCAACCGGACAUGUGGGAUCUCGGUCCAGAGCUGCGCGACAAAUGGGAGAUCAAUAGGAACGAGAUACAGCUGAUACGGAAGCUGGGCCACGGUAACUUCGGCGAGGUGUACUAUGGAAAAUGGCGGAACAAGAUCGAGGUGGCGGUGAAGACGCUUCGACCAGGGACCAUGUCGACGGAAGCGUUCCUCCAGGAGGCAGCGAUCAUGAAACAGUUCCGACACAGACACCUAGUGGCGUUGUACGCCAUCUGUUCCAAGGAGGAGCCCAUAUACAUCGUGCAAGAGUACAUGUGUAAUGGUAGCUUGCUGGACUUCCUCAGGACAGGUGACGGAAAGUACAUGCAGUUCGAAGACCUAAUCUACAUCGCUGGCCAGGUAGCUUCCGGUAUGGAGCAUCUCGAGAGCAAGCAACUGAUACACAGAGACUUGGCCGCGAGGAACGUCCUCAUCGGGGAGAAGAACAAGGCGAAGAUCUGCGAUUUUGGUCUCGCCAGGGCGAUCGAAGACGACGAGUACUGUCCGAAACAGGGGAGCAGAUUCCCCGUCAGGUGGACAGCCCCAGAGGCCAUCGUCUAUGGCAGAUUCAGCAUCAAGAGCGACGUUUGGUCUUACGGGAUACUGUUGAUGGAGCUCUUCACUUAUGGCCAAGUUCCUUAUCCUGGUAUGCAGGGACGCGAAGCAAUAGAGCAGAUAAACCAAGGCUACCGGAUGCCGAAACCAUUGAAUCACCCGCUGCCGGACAGCAUUUACCGAUUGAUGUUGCAAUGCUGGGACGCCAGUCCCGAGAAACGGCCCACGUUCGAGUUCCUGAACCACUAUUUUGAGUCGUUCAAUGUGACGAGCGAAAUACCGUAUCUGGAGCCGCCAACGGACUGAUAUAUAGCUCAUGUGCAGAAUCACCUGGUGCCACACGGUCAUUUUCACCCAGCGCACAUCAACUGUGCCAUGGAGUUUUAUGGUAUUUAUUGUUAAGGCUCUCCGAUCACGGAGACGUCGUCGCCAUUCUUGUCGCUCUUCAGAGUCCCUGAAACAAGUUUCAAAACGCCAAGAGCGAACUCCAACAAGGAAAAGAGACGGGAGGAUACCAGAUCAGGAACGAAAACGGAGGAAAACGUUUUGCGAGCGAUUCGGUGGUGGCAAGAAUUCUGAAAAAGCGUUACCAGAUUUCUCGAAGCAAUCGUUGUUAAACGCUGCCAAAAUUUCUACGACGAUUUCGCAAGUAUACCGACAAGUGUUCUUUUCGUUCGUAAAUUUUUCUUCAAUCAGGGUGUCAUCGUACGGCGCAAGCAUCCCAAGAACAAUGAUCUUGUGUGCCAUGGAACAUUAUAAAGAAAGAAAAGGGGAAAAAAAAGAAAUAUUAAGUCUUGUUCGUGCUCGUAUAAGGAUGUAUACGAGGCUGUCGAAACUUUGUGACCAAUCGUGAAUAACUGCCGACUAAUACUGAGUCAGACCGACUGAUAAUAAGAUUAUAGAAUCUCUAUCCGUUACGUAUCCAGUAUCUAUUAAGGUUCGAACGAAAUCAUUCGUUGUUCGACCCGUUUAAUGUAAGCAUUUUCACAAUUUGGAGAGUAUAACGAAUAAUUGACGAGGUUGGUAUCGAUAAUCUUACAAAAAAGUGUUUAGAGAGUAGAACGGAACGAGCCGAGAACUGUAGUGUUUCGAAUGGUAGAAGAUGUAACCGAUUUAUACAUAUAAGUCCGUCAAUGUACGAUCGCGGCGCGAAGAAGGUAACCGACGCGCCAUCUAUGUAAUCCGCGCGAUUACUUCUCAUUGAUCUCGAAUCGAUCGCGACUGAUUUUUUCCUACGAUCCAAAACUCUUCUUUGGAUUUAAAUUCGGAGGAUACUGUUUGUGCAUCGAUGCGCGAACGUUGUUUAUCGAGUGCACAAAUAUCUGCGAUAGGACACAAUCACGUUCUACGAUAUGUAAACUAGGUGCGAACGAUGUCUCGUUUCACUUCAAAACGACGGUUCGCGUAGAACAAUAUUUUAUACGAGAGAUUAAAUACGUUUUAUACGUAGUAAAAAAAAAAGCGACUUCUUUCGAUGUACUUUUGUUUUGUGAACAGUGGUGUUCCAAAUACACAAUUCGAAAGCACACGAUCGUUCUGUAAUAUACAUAUUAUUGUUUUUACUGUGAUUGUACCCUCUGACGGAAAACUGUGGAAACUAUUGUUCUCUUCACGACCGUCGGUAAUAUGCCUCCAUAUCGAUCGAUUUCGUUGUCGAGUUUCUCUGAAUUUCCGUUUUUAAAUUCGAUGAAAUUAAAACACGAAGUUACAAAAUACGAAACAGUCGUAUGUUGCACAGGGUGUUAACAAAAGGAUGGACACACUUUUGGUACGCAUAUAUCUGAAAAUAUUUUAUCGUUUGGUUGCUCUUUUUACUUUCUGAAACGACUGACGGAAAUGCCUAUAAGUAGAUAACCACCCUAAAGCAUCAGUAAAUCGGGUUGCAGUUGUAUAGGCGUUUUCAAUCGGUACAUCAAGAAUUACCUAACCUGCAAGAAAGGAAUUGGAUGUACACGAAUAUGUGAACCUUUUUCCUUAUAUCCAAAUGCAGAAUCGAUUCUUAAAUGAUCUCCCGCGUAUUUGUCGACACCCCGUACACGUACACGUGCAUGUCGCGACAGGAAACGACACCAUUUUUCGACGUUACCGCGGAUUUAGCGAGAAGAAAUUGAACUAGAGAUACUACAUGAGAUAAAAAAAAAAUUAAGUCAUCGAUGUUGCUCGUACAAAGUGUCUGAGAAAUUGUAAAUUUUCUACUAAACACACAAAAGAUAGGUUAGGGUAGAGUCUAGACGGUAGGUCCGUAAAGUAGGUGUAAAGUAAAUCAUCCUCGGAAUGGUGAAACGCGGUCGUAAGAGUUUUAAUUAAUAAUUUUCGUCGUGCAAGUGUUUUUUGGAAAAGUGUUCCGAUUCCGAGGACCGUAUUGUUGUCGUGGUUGUCCCCAGACGUAAGUCUUCAGAAGUACAUUGAACUAUGUCACGAUAAACAGGAUGAGCCAUUAUGACACUCUAGAUAUUAACGUUUAAACGAAUAAGAAACAAAAAAAAAUUAAAUGUAUGGGAGGGAGAGAGGAAACGGAAAAGCGUGAAAGUGUGUGAAACGUGAGAUUAUUGCGUACGUGAGUGUAGUGAAUUUGUUACACUUGUGUUUGUGCGGUAUUCUUUUCGACAUUAAGAGAUGAGCAAUAAAAUGUCGUGCUGUCGCUCCGCAAC